AAUCCCACAAAAACAAAAUGAGGUGUUUAUUUCAGGUACUAGGAAUCCUCUUAUGUUUCAUACAAAUCACAAUUGCAUCAAUACUUCCUCCACGGCUAGUUAAGCCAGGUUGUAAGCCGAGUUGUUGAAAGGUGAACAUUCCGUACCCUUUUGGCAUCGGUAUCGGUCGAAACUGCUAUCACAACCCUUGGUUUGAGAUGGAAUGCUCUAAAAAGCCUCCUUAUAAGUUGUAUUUGAAGGGACUACGCAAUUCUACAAAAUCUCUCGAAACCAAUAAGCCCAAUUUCUUUGCCUUUGAAAACAUGAUCCCACAUCAGUAGUCCGAAUAAAUUGGAAUCCUAUGAAAGGUGUGCAAACUCUUGUUUUAGAAACUUUUCAAACACAAGUGUGUGGAAAUGAAGCCAGAUACACUACAGGGUACUCGCAAAACUUGACCGCGAGUCCAUAUCUUUUCUCGAAAGAUAAUAAUGUUUUAGUUGUGUCCGGUUGUGGAGGUGGGGUGCAAUUAAAAGAUAAGAAUGGUGAAACUGUUUCAGGAUGUGCAACCAUUUGUACUAAGGGCACAGUUCCUGGGAUUAACUGUUAUGGAGAAGGCUGCUGUCAAAUGACGAUUCCAUAUUCUCUCGAGUAUUAUCGCUAUGAGUUUGUAACGAUGCACACAGUUCGUGCAGGCCUUACUAACAACGAUUACAGUUCAUGUGCUUUUGGGGUGUUGGUGGACAGUACUUGGAUCGUUAACAGGAAUAUCAGUAAGAUCAAUGAGAAUGAAGAUUCAGUUCCAGUUGUACUCGAGUGGAGUAUUAAAGAUUUGCCCAUCAACUCACCGAGUUAUGCUAAUUCGAGUUGUGUUAAUAAGACUGAAAGUGUUUAUGAGGCCGGUGGUUUGGUUUGUCGAUGUAAACAUGAUUAUUUCGAAGGCAAUCCUUAUCUUCCUUACGGCUGUCAAGUUGUCAAAGAAUGCGAGAAGUGUGUAGAAGACUGUAUGUAUUUUGAUACAAAUCAUACUUAUGGCUGUCCGCAAAAACAGAAACAUUUUACAGAAACAGAAACAACAAGGGCUUUUGCACUAGGGCUAGAUAUAAUGAUGCUACUGGUGCUUGCACUGUUUGGAGCAUUCGGUAUGUAUCACAUGAUUCAAAGAAGAAGAAACAAUCGACUCAAAGCCAAAUACUUUGAACGAAAUGGUGGUCUUAUCUUAAUGCAAGAAAUGUGUUCUGAAGAUACAAGUAAUGUGGAGAGAACCAGACUUUUUACUUCAGAUGAAUUUGACAAAGCAACAGACUCAUAUAAUAAAGAUCGAAUACUAGGCGAAGGAGGACAAGGAACUGUUUAUAAAGGCAUGCUUAGCGAUGGUAAGAUUAUAGCAAUUAAGAAGUCGAAGAUUAUAGAUGGAUGUCAAUUGAAAAUCUUCAUCAAUGAGAAGGUGGUUUUAUCUCAAAUCAACCACAGAAAUGUUGUUAAGCUACUAGGAUGUUGCUUGGAAACACAAGUUCCUAUGUUGGUUUACGAAUAUGUAUCGAAUGGAACUCUAUCGGAUCUCCUGCACGCACCAAGAGACGACUUUCCAAUCACUUGGGAAAUGCGUUUACAGAUAGCCACAGACAUAGCAAACGCGCUAGCAUACUUACACUCGUCAUAUUUGAUACCUAUAUUUCACAGAGACAUUAAGUCUUCCAAUAUCCUGUUAGAUAGCAGAUAUAGAGCUAAAUUAUCUGAUUUUGGGAUAUCGAAACCACUAAGUAUUGAUCAAACCCAUAUCACAACUCGGGUUGUUGGUACAUUUGGGUAUUUAGAUCCGGAAUAUUUUCAGUCUAACCAAUUCACUGACAAGAGUGAUGUUUAUAGUUUUGGAAUUGUACUUGACGAGCUUUUAACAGGGCAAAAGGCAGUUUGCUCGAUUGACAAGGAUGAAGGAAGAAGUCUUGUGACUUGGUUUUUGACACAUAUGGAAAAUGAUUCUCUUUUCGACAUAUUAGAUGGUCGAGUGGCGAGGGAGGGAGGAGGCGAAGAGAUUGAAGGUGUAGCUCACCUUGCAAAAAGAUGUUUGAAGAUGGAUGGAAGACGAAGACCAAGUAUGAAAGAAGUUGCUGCCAAACUAGAGACUAUAAGAUCAUCUAUGCAGCAAAAAUUUACCAGAAAUGGAUCAAUAUUAUCUAUUCAUGAGUAUGAUGCAUCACUAUGUUCUUCAACUGAUAUAACUUCGAAAGUUUAAUCAACAGAAAAUGAAUAUAAGAUCAUCACUUUGAGGAAGUUUAUAAAUCCUACUUACGAUUGUAAAUUCAGAAGUCUUGGGAAAAAAAUACCAUUUGUUUUUUUUAUUUGUGCAGAAUUCUGUUUUAAAAUAUAGAUCUUAUUAGACCGUGACAAUUCGUCACAUAAUCUCACUAUGGUCCACUCGUAUGGCCACGAGACACCCGUGGGCUCAAGCCCACAAACACAUGGGUCAAGAGUGUUGACUUGCACAUACACUUCAUACACUUGGUGAGGUUCAUUGUUUCCCAAAACCAUAUGGUUGUAGGAGAAUUAGCUUACUCAAUAUAUAUGCAAGUCUAUAAACCACUAUUUUAUCGAUAUGAGAUCUUAUUUCACAUGUGAAGAAUUUCCAACAAAUCUUGACUAGC
This is a messenger RNA of Amaranthus tricolor (Joseph's coat), 2621 nucleotides long. RefSeq names its product putative wall-associated receptor kinase-like 16. Gene Ontology annotation, biological process: protein phosphorylation; cell surface receptor signaling pathway. Bases 341 to 2212 code for a protein of 623 amino acids. The transcript has 3 exons. Lineage: Eukaryota; Viridiplantae; Streptophyta; Magnoliopsida; Caryophyllales; Amaranthaceae. Gene Ontology annotation, molecular function: protein serine/threonine kinase activity; ATP binding. The record is from RefSeq and is a predicted model, not a curated record. Gene Ontology annotation, cellular component: plasma membrane.